Messenger RNA from Alligator sinensis (Chinese alligator), 6571 nucleotides. RefSeq names its product mastermind like transcriptional coactivator 1 (gene MAML1). Gene Ontology annotation, molecular function: transcription coactivator activity. The record is from RefSeq and is a predicted model, not a curated record. Bases 33 to 2984 code for a protein of 983 amino acids. The transcript is spliced from 6 exons. NCBI's taxonomy places the organism in Eukaryota, Metazoa, Chordata, Crocodylia, Alligatoridae. Gene Ontology annotation, biological process: positive regulation of transcription of Notch receptor target. Gene Ontology annotation, cellular component: nucleoplasm.
AGCUGGCAGCCGCUCCGCUUCCCCGGGCACCCAUGGACGGAGCGCGGGGAGGGCUGCCGCCGCCGCCUCGCCAGCAGCUCCAUGAGACUGUGAAAAGAAAACUUGAUAGCGCUGCCUCCCCUCAGAAUGGAGACCAGCAGAAUGGAUAUGGGGACAUGUUUUCUGUGUCCAAGAAAUUACGUCGUGAUGAUGGUCUUGGUGGGGUAAGUGGUUCCUCCAAUGGCAUGCCUCCUGUAUCCCCACUGCAUCAACUCGACAAGAAGUCUUCCAGUGGAGAUAUUUUACAUCUCAAUGGAAAGCAUUCAAUGGGACUUGACGGCAUCAGCAAAAAGUGUCUUCCAGAUUCUAAUGUCCAGCUGAAUGGAAGUAGCGAUAAUGAUGACUCAUUUCCUUUGGGUUUGAACAAAGAGCUCAAGCAAGAGCCAGUGGAUGAUCUUCCUUGUAUGAUUGCUGGGGCUGGGAGUUCUAUAUCUCAGAACAACCUGAUGCCCGAUCUCAAUCUCAAUGAGCAAGAAUGGAAGGAACUUAUUGAUGAACUUAAUAGAUCAGUGCCCGAUGAAGACAUGAAGGAUCUAUUUAAUGAAGACUUUGAAGAGAAAAAAGAUGCAGAUUCUUCAAAUUCAGCUGCACAGACUCCACUGCCACAAGACAUUAACAUAAAGACUGAAUUUUCCCCAGCAGCCUUUGAGCAGGAACAGAUGGGAUCUCCACAAGUAAGAUCCACCUCUUCAGGUUCAGCAUUUAUUGGAGCCUCUUCUGUCCCUGUUAGUUCAGCUUCUCCAGCAGUAGGUGGCUCUCAGACUAUGUUCCAGCCUUCUAGUCAGCCAAUGACUGAAAAUCCUAACCAAUCCAUGAUGCAGGCAUCAAACCAGUCUCAAAAUGUGCAGAGGUCUCUGCCCAAUGUAUUACUAUCUGGACAGGGCACAGGAAGUGCCAAAGACAUGUCGUCUUCUCACCAACUCCAGCAGAUAGCUGCCAAACAGAAGAGAGACCAGAUGUUGCAGAACCAACAGCAGGCAUCACAGGUCCACCAGACCAGUCAAAUUUCCAGCUGGCAGCAAUCUGGGCCUUCUCAUAGCCCAUUGGGUGUCCCCUACACCAUGGAGAAUCCUUCCAGCCCUUCGGUUUACCAGCAGGACUUCAAUAACCAGAAACUUGUGAUGCCCAAUAUGGCAAAUAAGAAUUCUCCCAGAGCUGGUAGCAAUUACCAUGUGAAUAUGAUGGGUCAUCAGCCAAACAGCCUGAACCAGAACCCCGUGAGCAGCCAAGGCUCCAUGCUAGACUAUGGCAACACAAAACCGCUUACACAUUAUAAAGCAGAGUGUGAACAAGGAGUUACAGUACCUGGUCAGAACAAGGCAGCUAUGCUGACCUAUAUGCAGCCACGCCCGCAGCCCCCACUGCCUCAUAUGGGUGAAGAACAAAAUGGCAUGUUCCUGAUGAAACAGAAGUCUGGAAAUAUUGCCUACAGACCUCUAGUACCGCACAGUCAGGAUCAAAACCCUUCUCCCAAUGUUCCUCGCGUCCCGGUUUCUGUCCCGGGUCCUGGUGUUGGUGCCCAGCCUCCCAAUGUUUCCAUCGCAGGUAACCAUAACAGUGCAGCUUAUCUCAAUAAUCAGCAGCAAGCAGCAGUAAUGAAGCAACACCAGAUGUUACUGGACCAGCAGAAACAAAGGGAGCAGCAAAAGCACUUGCUGAUGGAGCAGCAGAAGCAGCAGUUCUUUCUGGGGCAAAGGCAGCAACAACUCCUAGCUGAGCAGGUCGAUCAAGCUCCCCCUGCUGGAUGUUUCCCAGACUGCUGUGUUUGGCUCCACAUACCGGGACAACUUGUUUUUACACUGUCAGGCUCCUCACCCGGCAGACUGCAGACAGGAUUGCUGGAGAAACAGCGGCAGCAGCAAGAGCAGCAGCUCCAGCGACACCUGACCCGACCACCCCCUCAGUACCAGGACCAGCCACAGAAUCCUUACCAGCCGCAGGUCGGACAGUUUACAGGAUCCUCUUCAACCAUGGCCGGGGUAAGUAAUUUAGGACAGUCCAGUUCCAGCAGUCCACGGAUGUUUUCUCAGACCCAGAACAUGAUUCAGAUGGGACCUGGGCAUGGUUCUGUUCCUCCUCUCCAGUCGGGCUCCAGUCAGCAGGAUCGGGGUGUGACUCAGUACACAAACAUGCAAAACAUUCAGCGAGGGGGACUGUACAACAUGGCAUCUGGUAUGACGCAGAUGGUUCCUCAGCAUGCAAAUCAGAGUGCCAACGGACAGCCACAAAUGCAAAGACAGCCCAGCCUGGGCCAGGGCACUGCUGUGCCAGCUGGGUAUGGGCAGAACACCUUGGGGAAUUCGAGCAUUUCUCAGCAGCACAAUAAGGGGCCACUGAAUCCCACUUUAUCCAAGCCACAGAUGGCAAGAGUGCCAGCGGCAAUGGGGGCCCAGAACCCAUCUUGGCAACACCAAGGAAUACCCAACAUGAACAGCCAGACACAAGGAAAUGGGGGCUUAGGGGCAUUUACUGCCAGCUCCACUUUCCACUUGCAGCAAACUCACCUAAAGAUGGCCAGCCAGCAGUUUGCUCAAGGAAUGCCUCAGGUAAGCCUAAGCACCAGCCGACCCAUAGCCUCCAUGAACUCUGCUGUCGCUGGGCAGAUACUCUCAUCAUCCUUAGGCGCACAGCAGAGGACAAACCCACCUGCCCAGCAGCAGGUCCCCUCACAACAAGUCUUGCCUGGCAUGAACCAGGCAGUUCCAGAUCUGACUGCUUUCAACCAGAAUCCAAAUCAGCAGCUGCCCAAUAGAGCCAAUCUGCACUGUACUCAAGGUUACCCCGUGAGAACCACCAGUCAGGAGCUGCCUUUUGCCUACAGCAGCCAGGUGGGCAAUAAUGGACUGCCAAGCUUAACUGGCGACACAGACCUGAUAGACUUGCUGAAAAACAGGACUUCAGAAGAAUGGAUGAAUGACUUGGACGAGUUGUUAAGAACUCACUGAAACAGGGUUUGGGGGUUUGUUUUCUACAUCUUAUUUUUUUAUUUUGUGAAAUCUAAACUACGGUUGGACCAAAAACCUGUGGCUUUGAGGAGACUUGUAGGCAUUAGAAGUAAAUAGUUGGGAAAGGGACUGAAGCUACUUCCCAUUUGGGCUUUGAGACAUGGUAAUGGCACACCGAGCAAGUCCGCUGCGGCGCUGUGCUUCCUCUUUGUGUCUGUGGGAGGUUGCACGUUUGAACAGGUCAAACAAAUUGGUCUGCAUCCCAGCCUGCCCUUCAGAAAUUUCACUUGCAGUGUUUGGAAACUGAGGUUUUUGAUUAUUUACAAACCCUACAAAAACCCCACAAUAGUGGGGAAAAACAAGCAAGUAAAAAUCAUGCCAAUAUUUCCUAGAAGGGCUUUUUCCUGGAGCUCAUACUUCAUGUCACAGUCGUUCCCAGCUUGUCAUGCUGUUAGUUGCAAUACUGUCCCACCACGGUUCCCACUUCGUUUUUGCGGGAGGAGAGGACACGUGCCCCUGAGUGUGUUUGCAAGACGGUUUUAUUUUGAGUCAGGCCUCCUCCCCACUGCUGACGUGUGUGCCGCCAUUCUCAACAAGCAAGUGAUCUUUCUCAGUAAUGUUUGAAGCAAAUGCUUCUGGAUGCUGGUGAUAAAUGACAAAAAGUGUUAAAACCUGGCCAGCUGGCCUAGGCUGGUGACUUUCUUUAACGGAUCGUGGACUCCCAAGCUGCAGCUUGCACUCUUGUGGAGGGACGUGGUUCUUGGCUUUUACCUUAUUGUGGUUAAAGAGGGACUUUCUUAUGGGAGAACCUUUAUGAAUAUAUUAGAUGUAAACCCAUUUACUUUGCACAUGUUUUUUCAUAACUUAUUUCCAAAAUUAGUUGUGUUUAAAUGAGGACUUUGCUUUGUGAUAGCUCAUCUUGUUUUCCUUUUAGAUUUUAUAACGCAGGAUUUGUGAGGUUAGUCUUCUCCAAGAGUAAACAGAGAUUCCAUAAGCACAAGAUUUCGUCACUUUAGGAUCAAGCGCGUGAAAGUAGCACUGGGCCGAGAAGUGGAAAGUCCUUACCUAAAAUGUAAAUAUCAGCAAUAAUAGAGCAGGGAGCAUGGAAAAAUAUUGGCCUAGUCACUUGUCUCAAGGUUGUUCCAAUGUGAAGAUCUCCCCUUUAAGUAUUUCCCCCCCUGAUUUGUGAGAUUGAUAAUCUUUUUGCAGACAGGUAUAGAUACUUCUCUGAUCUCUCUUGAAGCAGGUGCUGGUUCUGCAGGAUAAGCCAGGAUGACUCUCGCACUCGUGUUGGGGUCAGUUGCAUACAGGAUAAGAAAAGCAAUGAGAACAAUCAGUGUUCUAAAUCCUUACUCGCUACCAAAAAUUCCCCUAUCGAUCAACAAACCACCUUGCCUUAACCUUUAUUUUGAGAUGGAAAUAAAGUUAAAAGCUUUGUUUUAGAUGCACAAAUACCUCUUCCCUUCCCAAACCCCUUGGGGGUGGGAAAUGUGGGCCAACUUUUUCCAUUUUUGUAAAGCUCCUUCUAAUUUUUUAGCCAACCCCAGCAUGACGAAAAGAAUUUCCUUCAACACAGACUAGUGUCUUGAGGAGGAGCCUUUCUGCUCUGCAGAGGUGUUAUGGUUUGGAGCGGGGAGGUGAAGGCUAAAAUUUGAGAUUUUGGAAGGAGAGUAUUUUACUGUAUUUGCAGCUCCUUUAUCAGAUAAUUUGCACUUUUUAUAAAAUCUGCUUUUAACACUAAUACUUUCAACCCUUUCCCAAUACACGUGAAACAUGGUCUUGCCCUUCACGCUCUUCUAGAUUUUGCAUUGUAUCAUGUUAAACUGUUGGGGCUGGUCAGAGCUGUUCACUUUUGGUGAUACUGCACAUUGACCAGUGGAUCCCAUAGCUGAAUGGAAGGUGAAGUUCCUCUGAAGUGAACUUAAACCCUUAUCGAAAUAUUUAAAAAAUGAAAAAUGGAAUUGAUUCUUAAAUGACAAAUGAAAGCAUCAGCGACACUGGGGUUACUGGCACUGUUCUAAGAUUUUUUUUAGGGAAAAAUCGCUGACUUUUAAAAUGACUAAUCCUAACUUUUUUGGUAAAGAAAUAAAGCCAGUGAGCUUGGCUUAAUGAUACAGUAAGCAAACAAUUGGUCCAAGGCUCUUGAAACUUCAUCAGAAGAGUCUAGACUUUAGCAGUUUUCUUUUCUUUCUCUCUCACUGUCUCUCUCGGUCAGGAGAAGGGUGUUUGUGUUACUUGUUUGUGUGUGUUGUUGGGUUUUGGGGGGGGGUGUUUCUUUUUCUUAAGUGUUAACUUAGCACCAGUGUGCCUUCAUUUCCUAUUGGGGGUACUUGGGACCUCAUACUCUCGAACAGUGACAUCCUGUAAUGUUGCUGAUCCUUUUCUCUACCCCUUAAAACACCCAGGAAUAACAGCCUGUUAGAACUUAAUUGCUCCUUUUCCCCUGUUUAGCUUAUGUGACAAAAUCCACUGUAUUCUUCAGGGGAUUUCACAUGCAGAGUUUAGGUCUAAAUACAUCAAAACAACAGUCCAUCCAUUUUGUAGCUCUGUAAUCUGAUGUAAAGGAGAUCAGCUCAGCAUGCUUGCUCUCUAAAGGAUAGUUCCUGUAGGUGUUCUGGAGAUUGCGGAUGUCCUUUUCCCUUCAUUGUUUCUGGAAGCUGAGAUGGAUAUUGGCCUGCUAAACAGGAGUGUGUUUCUCUGCAGAAGUCCUGAUUUGAUUUAGGACUUGGUCUGUAGUGGCCGUGGUACUGUUCAGUGCUCUUCAAACAUGGAUGGAGGCUAAUUGGUUUAUAAUUUCCUUCAGCCACUGUGAGUGAAUAAGAUCCGAACAAUGUUAAAAUGAUCGCGAUCCAGCCUCGACUUUCAUUUUUCAGCACGGGUGUCAUUUGGUCCCUGUCUACACAGUCUGAUCAAACUGUUGAUAACAUGGUGGCGGUGUUACCAUGUUUACAUACUGCUUAUUGGCCAUCGACAGUGAGGCCUAAAUGUGCAUAGGUGCACAAGUGAAGACAGGCUGGGCAUUGCCCUUGCGUGCUGUCACACACAGCUGUUAACACAUGCACUUGGGCUUUCCAUUUGCUGCAGCUUAAGAGCAAUAAGAUGUAGCUCCCCUGAGCCUUGCCUAGCCGGCUGCCCAUGGCUUUAUUUAUAAACUGAGGUUUUGGCUAGGCGAGAAGGGUGAAAAAGUCACUGUGUAACAUCCACUGCCUUCCAAAAACCACGAGUCAAUUGAAAAGGGUGCUCAAAUUUUUGUUAUACACAUUUCCUUUGUGUAAAUAAUGUUUACAGUUUUAUAUUAAAGAUUGAAUAAGAGUUAGAUCUUCUGACUGUAUAUUUUUUACUUUUUAUAGAUUUUAAAACUAUAAUUCUUUAUAUAUGUGUUUUUGGGGGUUAUGGUAACUUUUAUGCUUGUAAAUGGAGAACAGUUGAAAUUGAUGCUAACCUUUAUGAGUUUUUUGUCAUUGAAAUGUGUAAAGAGCCCAUUAAUCCCCUUAUUCUUUUACUACAAUUACUGGUGCACACCAAAAAGAAAUCCUUUACUUCUGUUUUAUCAUUAUAAAAAUAAAUAUUUUGCUAGUGUAUUAAAC